UGGGUGCAAGCUGAAAGUGGCCACAUGCCUCGUCAUGCUAUUGAUUCUGCAUUUUUCAAGAGACAGGUGAGAGAGAAGGUGGCGUCCUGAUUCCUCAGCCUAAGGUGAAAAUCGAAAGGCUGCUUGCAUCAGGAUGAGGUUCACUAUUACUUGCAACCGAACCAACGCGGUACUCUCCCUUGCAGUCCUAGCCUCGUUCUGGACCAUCCUUUACUUUCACCUGUCUCAGAAGAACGAAAGAGCUGUAUUUCCUAACUCUCAGGUUCAGCAAAAGCCGAUCGGGGUUGUCAGCGCUAUCGACGUCCGUGUCAAGACACCUGCUGUUGACAAGGCUCCCCCUGGUGGGGAUGGAGACUUCCUGUUGAAGCCCUCCCUCAGCGGUGCUACUGUGGUCACCAGGUCAGCCACGGACUGGUCACGUGACGAUGGUACGUGUGAAGGCGACCAGAACUUCGUAAGGACGGUGCUUCAUUCUGCUGCGGGCGACCUGCCUAUUUUCGUUCACCCCAAGAAGAUGGAUGUGUGGGUGUCGGGGAAUAUACUCGAUGGGAGGGUCUGGGAACAGGAACACGUCAAGAGAUUCCACGACGUUGUAAAACAAGAUGGCGAUCUGGAGUUCGUGGAUAUUGGCGGGAACAUCGGUGUUUAUGGGUUAACAAUUGCCAAGCUAGGACGGAAGGUGUUAUUUGUGGAACCUUUAUUAAAAAAUAUACAGAAGCUGUGCAGCUCAGUGCGCGCUGGGAAGUACACGGAUGUGUAUGUUAUCCAUAACGCCUUGUCCUCGAGCAGGUUCAAGGUCGGCUUCGGGACGUAUGAGGGAAAUGUCGGCGGGACGUAUGUGAAAAACACGACGUCCGAGACGGGCGAGACUGCACAAGCUGUGCUGCUUGACGACAUUCUAGAAGUGUUCAAACUAAAAAAAGUCGCCAUCAAAUUGGACGUCGAGACCCAUGAGGCAAAAGUGCUACUAGGGGGAGAUAACUUUUUCAAAUCGGUCGACGUCAGAUACCUACAGCUGGAAUGGGGACCGCACAAGAAAGACCCCGAUGGAAGGGAGAUAAUCGACUUCUUGACGGCUCAUUUUAUGAAGCCAUAUCACCCAGCUACGGGUCAGCUUUUGGACACAAAGGACUACAGUACUUGGCCCGGGGAUAUUUUCUGGAAGAAGACCACGUGAUGAUUAUGGGACUUGUCACGUGAUGAGCAGGGUCACACGUGACUGAUCACGUGUUGAUAAUGUUUGCCUGGUGUUUUAAUGUGUGGGUAUUUCUUUUAUCAUGAACCACCAACAUGUUAGUGAUCCGUCGGUGGGUAAGAAUGAUGGAUAACUAUUACAAUUUAAGCUCAUGCCAAACACAUCUAAGGGGGCGGUCGGGUAGCCUAUUGGUUAAAGCGUUCGCUCGUCACGCCGAAGACCCGGUUCGAUUCCCAACAUGGGUACAAUGUGUGAAGCCCAUUUCUUGUGUCCCCCGCCGCGAUAUUGCUGGAAUAUUGCUAAAAGCGGCGUAAAACCAUACUCACUCACUCACUCACUAAUUAGGGACAACCACAAUCGGCUGUGCCAGGAAGGUCCGUAUCUCGAGUCGAGAGUGAAUGACGGUCCCUUACUGAGGUGGAAGGAAAUUGAUUAGAAUGUAGUAUUUCAGAAGAGUGAGUGAGUUUGGUUUAACGCCGCUUUUAACAGUAUUCCAGUUAAUUAGCGGCGUGUCAGCUUAAUGAAGGAGGAAAGCCCGAAGUGAUGCAGGUCUCAGACGUUUACCACUUCGGUGAAACCCACGAGCACGGGUAUGGUGCUGACAAAUCUAGAGACAUAAUUGGGGCGAACCGGGAUUCGAAACCACAAUCAUAGGUUUCUGACGUGUCCAGGGGACGCAACUCUGCACAGCGAAUUGCGGCGCCUUAGACGACUGGGCCACCCGUGCCCCCUAUUUCAAUGCGAAUGAAACUCACUCUCUGCGUGAAGAUCUGAUCUGAACUGUCUAAUCAGGGUUUGGGCUUGAUAUUUUCUCGGUACAACUUAGAGAACGAUGCACAAAAGCAAAUCAGACAUCAGUAUCUCGAAAAUGACUAUAAUUAGGGAGUUAUUGGUGCCAAAAAAUAAAUCGGUGCUAUGUUUUGUGAAUAUGGUCGUUUCUGACCGCCAUGGCAUCUACAUACUAUCGAGGGUAUGUUUGCUUCCUGUUGCGGUUUUCUUUGCUAAAAUUUUAAAAAAUGAAAUUACCGAUUCGAGGUUCGAAAGAAAUGAAGCCGAUUCGUUUUAGAAAGCUGACAUCUGAUUGGCUCAAGAACUCGGGCAUCCUCAGACCGGUCACUCACAGUUCGACCAGGAUUCACCCGCCGUGACCUUCUUUGGAUGUGUCGUCACAUCUUCACGCACAGCGUAUAGUAUGGGAGUACAAGAUCUGAUUUUAAUGACAUCGCGCUUUGGAGUUUUUGUUGGCGUUUGGAAGUGUUUGAUCGGGGCAUAGCAGUUCAGAAUAUGAAUGAGAGAACAUGAUUAUUUUUUUAGGUUGGGUGUUUCUUAUGAGGAUAGGUUCUUUUUAAAUGAAUAAAAGAUGUGGGAUAUAUUUUAAUGGGUUGCAUCUUCGGGAUAUUUACAAUGUACUUUAAGCAUCCUCCUUGAGAUCUGUUUCGAGAAUGGCCUCUGUGGGUGAGUGGGGUUAGCAAUAUCCCACAAUUUCUCCACUGACAAUGAAUUAUACACUCUAACGUAAAUCUACCAACACUUGACUGGUAAAAACCAGGUUUAAAAAAUACAGCGAAAUAGCAGUAUAUCGUUUCAUAUGCACAAAGAUCGCACGCGCUAUUGUACGAAAGCCAAAUGAUGCCACUUUGUUUUUUUCUUAGCGAGUCUGAUAGGACGACUGCCUUUGCUUCCGGGAGUUCCGGUAUGAGUUUGAGUGCAUGAUGGAUUGCCUUCAAUUCAGCCGUGAAUACUGACUGACCAUCAGGCAGGCGAACUGAAUGUGCUUGGGGUUUGGAGCUGUGGAUAUGGAUCCCGUAACCAGCACUGUUGUUGAUAGGAUUCUUGGAUCCAUCAGUGUAUAUAUGGGCCCAGCGGUCCCAGGUAGUUUGAUUUUUAGUGAUAGCUACUGAUCGUAGUAGGGUUGGGUUUUCUUUUUGGGUGACUUCUGAUGUUAAAGCAGUGUCAACUUUGGGAGUUUUUAAAGUCCAGGGAGGGUGUAACCCUUUGUAGUGACUUUCUGGGGGCUGAAUGUCAUCACAAUUGUGACUUCGGAUGAGUUAACGUACUAAUAUCCAAGAUAGCCUUAUUCAGGGAUUUUUCCAUUCUAGGGCUUCAUCUCGAGUGUUUUUGUCUUGUCAUAUCUUUUGAUCAAACGGUUUGAUGUUCGUCCCCAGAACGAUAGUAUUGCCUGCUCUCUUCUUAGUUUCAAUGGGAGUUCCCCCGUUUCUACUUGCAGUGCUUCUAGUGAGGUGCUUGUUGCUGCGCCUGUGGCUAGCACUAGGGCUUUGUACUGUAUCCUGUGGAGGCGGCUCAAGACAGUAUUGGAUGCUGAGUGAAAGGCCUCACAACAAUAGUCUAUUUUUGAUCUGAUACGUGAUUUGUUGAGGUUAAGCUGAGUGUCCCUCGAUGUGCCCCAAGAUGUGCCCCAAGAUGUGCCUAAAAUUGCCCGUAAUACGUUUAGGUCUUUUUGACAUCUAUAUAUUUGCAGCAAGUGAGGUGUUGAGCAAGGAUCACCCCAAGAAAUAUUUGAUUGGUUUGCCUUUUAUGGAAACACGGGGUAUCAUAGCACCUUUCCCCCUGCGUUUGAAUAGAAUUCCCACAGUGUUUUCACUGGAAAGGGUAAACCCCCAUUUAUUGCACCAUUGAUCCAAUCCGUCCAGGGCUGAGUUUUUUCGGAUUUGUGAAAUGUCUCUGUGCUUUACCCAUAUUGCUUCGUGAUCAGCUAACUUAGAAGUUUGGGUAGGAGAGUUGACAUGAUCAAAAAGAUCAUUGAUCAUGAUGUUAAAACAGGGUUGGGCUAAUAAUGCUGCCUUGUGGCGUUCCAUUGUCCAGUGACAUAGGGUCAGAUUGAUUUGCAAUAUAAACAAAAGGAUUAUGGCUGAUUGGGCCUUCACUUACCCCCGGCGUUCUCAUCAAGGAGACCGCCUCCGUGGUCUAGUGGUAGAGCGUCCGCCCGGAGAGCGGAAGGUCCAGGGUUCGAUCCCGGGCCGCGUCAUACAUAAAGACGUUAAAAGAUUGUACUUGUUGUUACCCUGUCUGGCGCUCGGCAUUAAGGGGCUAAAACAAGGACUGGGCGGCUCGGAGUCAGUAUACUGUGUCUGAGUGGGGUAUUCAUGUUAAACUGCGGAAUGGUAUCUCAGUGAGCUAGCACUAUAAAUCGGCAGCCACACACAAGCAGCCACACACACACACACACGUGCAUGCACGUCGCUAUAUAAGUGCAAUAAUCUUGGACGCGACGUUAAACCCCAUUUCACCUCCCCUCAUCAAGGACCCCAAUCAGCCAUAACCUUAUUGUUUAUAUUACUUCGCCGUUAAUUGUCUUUACUACCCUUUUGUGUACGUAACUGGCUCCUUCACUCCAGUAUAACCACAUCUAAUAUCUACUCUACUGUAUAAACAUUGCCUCCUACCUGUAUAUAUGCUUGUCAGCCACACUCUGUACAUCACUUGCUUUGAUAACGGUGGUAGAACCUAAACCGAAACGUCGCUCUUUACUGUAAUAAAGUUGUUCAUCCAUAAA
This is a messenger RNA of Haliotis rufescens (red abalone), 4709 nucleotides long. RefSeq lists its product as uncharacterized. The coding region runs from base 134 to 1177 and encodes 347 amino acids. The record is from RefSeq and is a predicted model, not a curated record. The transcript is spliced from 2 exons. NCBI's taxonomy places the organism in Eukaryota, Metazoa, Mollusca, Gastropoda, Lepetellida, Haliotidae.